AUGAAGACCAACAAACAAAACCCUUCUCGUGAUUUGGCUCUUAUUAACGUCGUGAGUCUGGUCAAAGCGUUGUUCGAUAGGUACAGUGAGGACAUGUACUAUUCAGCUAAUCGGGAAUUCGGCAGUACUGAAUAUAUUGCUCGAAAGAAGAUUGCUUUGAACAUGACGGCUAUUCUCGAUGUUGACUUGGAUUCUCUUGGGGCGCGUCGUCUGCUUGGAAAGGUCGUAAAACGUCGCGGCGAUCAGGCUAUUGUUGAGGUGCAUGAACUUGUUCCCAGGCCAGCCUUCGUGAUUCACGAUGACAGUAGCCUCAUUUCUGUCUAUCAAGCUGACGAAGGUGGUAAUCUCCACACCAAGAAAACGGAAGAAAUCUUGGACUUGCUGAAGUAUAAACUGACUGUGGUGGAAUUACUUGACAUGUCUCAGGAAACUGAGAUUGACACUGUCAAGUAUUCUCUUAUCAACAAGUGCAAGUUAGGUACUUUCUGGUGGCUCCAUAACACUAAUCGUUAUUUCAAAAUGUUAGAAAAUGAAAGAAACUAA
Mucor mucedo is the source of this 543-nucleotide messenger RNA. RefSeq lists its product as uncharacterized. The transcript is spliced from 2 exons. The record is from RefSeq and is a predicted model, not a curated record. Lineage: Eukaryota; Fungi; Mucoromycota; Mucoromycetes; Mucorales; Mucoraceae. The coding region runs from base 1 to 543 and encodes 180 amino acids.